AUAAAGCGAUCAAGUCGCAUCUGUGCGGUUAAAUAUUUAUGUUCCGUGGAACACAAUAUCAGUGGAAAAAAGUGCAGCAGAUAAAAAAUAAUAUAAUCUACCCCAUCUAUCUAAAGUAAAUGGCUAAAAGUCUAAUCCAAUGCAAAUUUGCAAACAAAAAUGCUGAUUGAUACUGUCACUCUAAUCUAUUCAUACGCUGCGUUUGGCGGUUACAUUUUGAAUUGCAAAAGCUAAGCGGUAAAAAACAACUAGAGCAUAAAAGCUUUCAGCUUACACUCACCAAAAAACCUAACAGACCAGCAGCACACUUAACAUUAACAGUGGAAGAGCGGGUGCGCAAAGUAAAAAUGAGCGCCACAGGGGCACACACCGAAAAUGCCGCACAAAGACGAAACAGUCGGUCUAGUGAGAACAGUGAGAUCAGUGAGACCAGUGAGAACAAUGAGAACAGCGCGUCCGGCUCCGUUAAGGAACAGCGUGACGAGGUGGCGGGCCGCACCGUUCUCCAGUGGGUGUGGCAUGUGGUCAAAUCCAUAUCCGUGGAGCCCACAAUGUUCCUGUACAUGUUCGCCUUCAUGAUCACCUCGGUGGUGGAGCAGAACUUCUUUCUGUACAAGUCCUGUCGGGUUAACAGGAAUUUCACGGAGGAGAUCUGCAGGAAUCUCAACAAGCCGGAGAACGAGGAGUUCCGAAGGGAGGCAAUGUUGACCAAUGCCUGGUUCCUUCAGUGGGAGAACAUUUCCGCCCACGUUUUCCCCAUUAUCCUGGCCCUUUUUCUGGGCUCCUUCUCGGAUCGACGAGGCCGAAAGUUGCCCCUGCUCAUGGGAUUAGUGGGAAAGUUUGUCUACUCCACGAUGAUAGUGGUCAACGCUAGGAUGCCUACGUGGCCGGUGCAGAACAUCAUCUACUCGGCCACGUUGCCAUCGGCGUUGACCGGUGCGGAUGUGGCCAUUUUUGCCUCCUGCUUCGCCUACAUCUCGGAUAUUUCCACGCUGCAGCAGCGCACCAUCCGAGUGACCAUCCUGGACGUGAUCUACCUCAGUGCCAUGCCCCUGGGCGUGGCCCUGGGCUCGCAUCUCUUUUACAACGUGUUCAAUCAGUCCUACGCGGACAUGUUCACCGUGAACGCUUCACUACUUGCCCUCGCCAUCAUCUACACCCUGUCCGCCCUGAAGUGGCAAACGACGCCGAGACAGCGAUCGUUGAGGGAACUCGGAUGCUGUGGCUUUUGGGGCGACUUCUUUGAUAAGCAGCAUGUGAAGGACUCGUUGGCGGUGUUGGUGAAGCCGCGAAAGGGUCAUCGUCGCAGCUUUCUCAUUAUCCUUCUGGUCAGCAUGGCCCUGUACACGUUCCAGCGGGACGAGGGGCAGUACCUCUACAUGUACACCCUGGGCAAAUUUGACUGGGAUGUGAGUGCGUACAGCAACUUCAAGACAUUCAAGUCAUCCGCAUACGUGAUUGCCAUGCUGUUGGCUGUGCCGCUGAUGAACAAGAUCCUUGGAUGGAGGGAUACAACCAUCAUAUUCAUUGGCACGUGGGCCCAUUCGAUAGCCCGGUUGUUCUUCUAUUUCGCCACCAAUACGGAUCUGCUCUACGCCGGAGCCGUUGUCUGCAGCUUGGGUCCAAUUGUGGGUCCCAUGAUCCGAGCCAUGACCUCGAAAAUAGUGCCCACAUCGGAGCGCGGAAAGGUGUUUGCGCUGCUAUCAGUGUGCGAUAAUGCGGUGCCCUUCAUCAGCGGUGUGUGCUAUUCGCAACUUUAUCGACGCACUCAGAAUACGAAUCACGGAGGAUAUGUCUUCAUCCUAACCAUUGCCACCCAAAUCGCCGUCUUUGUGAUGAUACUUUGCAUACACAUUGUUUUGGGCAAAAAUUCACUGGCUGUUCCGGAAGUUCCUGAGAAGGAGAGCGGACUUAUUUCCCAAACGGAAGCUGUCCUGGAGGCGGAAAUUGAACAGCACAAGAACUAGCCUGUGAACUAACUUUAACGAUUCCUAAUAAAAAGACUUAAACCCAGAGCAGAUAUUGAUUGCAUUGCAUGAAUAUUUUGCCAAUGUAAAUCAUUCCCAUCAAUAUAUUUUGAAUAAAAGCUAAACUUUUCUAUAUUUGAA
Messenger RNA from Drosophila mauritiana, 2108 nucleotides. RefSeq names its product proton-coupled folate transporter. Lineage: Eukaryota; Metazoa; Arthropoda; Insecta; Diptera; Drosophilidae. Gene Ontology annotation, biological process: transmembrane transport. Gene Ontology annotation, molecular function: transmembrane transporter activity. Gene Ontology annotation, cellular component: membrane. The transcript has 6 exons. Bases 348 to 1967 code for a protein of 539 amino acids. The record is from RefSeq and is a predicted model, not a curated record.